Molecule: messenger RNA, 10497 nt
Organism: Babesia sp. Xinjiang
Lineage: Eukaryota; Apicomplexa; Aconoidasida; Piroplasmida; Babesiidae
Product: Serine/threonine-protein kinase ATR
Exons: 2
Coding region: 1-10497 (3498 amino acids)
Biological process (GO): protein phosphorylation; telomere maintenance; DNA damage checkpoint signaling
Cellular component (GO): nucleus
Molecular function (GO): protein serine/threonine kinase activity; protein binding
Source: RefSeq, a predicted model, not a curated record
AUGGAAGAAGAUGUAAUCGAAGACAUACAUCUGCUACAGCAGAUUCUGCAGAGGUGGGGAGUCCAACAACUCAGCCAAAGGAUCGCCGAACUCAGCUCGGAUCCUAAUUACUCACACGAACACGUACUGAAGCUAUGCUGGGAACGUUGUAAACACGAACCAUUACGCAACAAGAGCAAUGGAAACCCAAAUUACGUAACUUAUGCUAUUAUUCGUUCGUGGGAUGCACAAUGGGCAGGGACACGGACAGGUCAGGAUGAUAACAAGGCAUCCGUUUUAACACCUAAGCAAGGGCCACUGUCUAUCAUAUUCACAGCGGUAUUCAUGAACUUAUUAAUGAAGAUUAAGCUGCUAAUGGUCAGUGGAUCCCCGAGGACAUUUCAUCUCGCGGUGCGACGUUUUUCAACGAUCGUCUCUUGUAUCUUCACAGGCGCUUACGGCGACGAGUUCUAUCAUGAUGUCACAAAUGAAAACAUCAAACGCGUGGUAUACCUUCUGAGGAUAUCGAUAUCACUUAUAUUGGAUACACAGGUCGAUAGAAUAUACGUAGGUGGUGCUUUGCCGGUACGUACUAUCUUCACCUGGGCCCGUUGUGUUGUACACCUAGUCAACGUGAUAAAUGGGCUAUGCCCACAACUAGUCGAAGGCAUCGAAGAAGAUAUUUUUAGGGAUUUCCUAGAAUUGGUGAGACAGCGCUAUGGUACUACUAUACAACUUUUCCAUAGAGCAAUGAAAAGCAUGCAACUGGUUGGAGGAAACAUCGAGAUGAAAAGACCCACGGUUACGGUCAACGAUAAUAGCUUGAGAGUGGUUGCCAUAUUGAUAUCUGAAUUCGUAUAUAACUGCCAACUGGCAAAGACCGUUACAUUCGAUGGUUGGGGUUGGAACCCAGUAUAUGACGAUGCUACAUUAAGCACCUCAAAACUGCAUCAAAGCGGCUACCCAAUCAUAGAGUUACGGGAUAAAGUAGCUGGAUACUUGCUAGAUCAUUCACUAAGACCACUGGCUGCUGUGGUAGCAAGUCCAAGUUGCAUCUUACACAACCUUGCUCUAUGGCAAGCAUACGUCUAUCUGGUUGUAGGUUACUGUGAUUUCGGAUAUAAAGGCAACUUCUUGAGUCGCGUGCUUGGAUGCGGAGGUGAUGGCGGAUACAACAGCAACGCUUUGCUCGAUAUCUUGGAAUCACCUGUAGGACUUAGAGUGGACACUUGCGCACCCAUUCAGGAUUCCUCUGUUACGGUAUUGCGCGCAAUUAGACUGAUGCAAGAGGUUGUUACGUACCUGAUAUACGAUUUAAACGAUAACCCAGCUAAGAAAUCGUUUACUGAACGUAGGGAACAAGGAGAUGGAACAGAUACAAACGAUGGCAGGACACAAUGCUUACGUCUAAUCGCCAGAACAAUGUUUGUAUGGCAUUUGCACUACUAUAAAUCGAAUAUCCAGCGAGACGGAGUACAACCACAUGACUGCGACUACUACGCUGCCUUCUUCAAAAUGGCCGUAGUCACUCUGCACAGACAUAGGUUCCACCUACCUGACGAUAUCGCUGAUAUCUUGAUAUCUGUAGUAGUUAUCAGUUUGAACGUGUUGAAUCGGUAUAAAGAUAGAUCAAGGUUACUCCAGGCUGUGUUGCACGCAUUCUUUCGUCCAACUGCGCUGUCGGUCACGUGGCAAAUCCGCAGGGCACAAACUUUUGCAGAGACUGGAGUUAACAUUUAUGAAACCUCUGCAGCGAAUAGCUCCGAUACGAUUUUGCAGGAAUCGCAGCCAAGGGAUGUACUUUUGAGAUUGGAUGCCUUUACGUAUACAAACAUGAAAGCGAUAGUUCAGAAUUAUAUCUAUUCUACGAACCGUCCAAUCGAUGUCAUGAAGGCCAUAUAUUCACAUCUACAGGCACGAGGUUACAAAAUAGAGUCAAUAACGGAAGUUGGCCGACAACCACUGGACUCGUUACUUAGGCGUUUCGCCAAGUAUGAACAUCUCCGCAAGGAAACUGGGUCAAUAGGUGUAGCUACACCACAAUCAGAUGAAUCAAAUGUCGCAUCAUGUGCAUCUUCGGAUACCACUAACAGCUCUAAAUCCGCGGGAUAUGCAUUUUCCAAAUGCUUUGCUGUUAGCUGCAUAGACGAAACUGCAGUUGUCAUGGUCUGUCUUGCAUCCGAAGCCGCUAUACGGUUUUUGCAUCGGCAUGAUUCUAUGGAUACUGUUGAUAUAGCAUGCUCUUUUGUGUUCCUAAACUCAUUGGCACUACUGCUCACGGUGGUACAUGAAAGGUUGUCAUCUUGCAACAGUGGUGGCGAGGUUGGAUCUUGGAAACGUGGUUCAACAAUCGCUCUUCUUUUGGAAACCUACUUGCAUAUGCAAACAAUAGAAAUAAGUGCUACUAUGAGGUCGGCACUCAGAGCACCUCUAUUGUCUGCACUUUACCUCUCUGAUGCCGUGGUGGAAGUUUUGCUCUACACUCUCUUGCGCUCGCAGUUUUACUCGCCAAAGGCACAUGUUAAACGUGUUACAGAUCUCAAUUUGGGAUUCUCACGCCAUGAUACACUUAUACUGAUGAAUUGCCUUAGGUGUGUCAUUGCAUCACCCAUCAAGGAUGUGUUACAUGUUAUCAAGACACUGACGUUCCUACUGCAACAGAACACUGCUGGAUAUGGUAAAAUGACACCUGUAAAUAUAACUAACAUGAAGGAAAAGGGUUUGAAAUCUGGAGUUGCUUUACAUGAUUCACCGCUAACAUAUGAGUCACACCAAUGUUGUGGUAAAGGUGAUACUUCGGUUUCUAGUAGCCCAAUGGGCACUGUAUCCAGAAGUGAAAGGGCUGCUAUAGUAGAGAAGCUGUUAAUCCAUGCAAUGACACGGUACCUCGCUAGCGUAGCUGUAAAUAUUAGUAGGCUUCGACUAAACCCGCCAACGGUGGCACCAUUGAAGGCUGGAUUUUUUGACGGUAUAUUGAAAGCUGUAUGCAAGUUCAUUGGAGCCACUGGGAUAUCAGAUCUGACCUAUAACGUAGUACAUGUUCUACCCUUUCUACUGAACCUGUGGAACCUUAUCAGAUUAGACCCAAAUAACGAGUCAUCGGAUUUGGUGACAUUUUGUAUGGAAUUAGAGUCAUUGAACCGCAGAAGGCAUUCUGUAGCCCACGGUAUACCGCUACUGUCUGACAUCAGCACCCUAUUGAGUCUACGGGCAUCCAUGCUGCCGAAACUGAUGUCAUCAUAUUCUGUCGGCGGCGGUACAAGAGACCCGGAUGACAAAGCGUCUACACCCAUCAACUCUAGAAAGGACAAAUCAAACGAAUGUGUAACUACAAGUAGACUGUCUAACACCCUAUCUUCAGUGUUAUCGGAAAAAGCUAUGGACUUGCAUCAAUCGUUUUCAGGGUACCCAGGAACAACCACAGCAAAGAAGUAUGACUCCACCACGCCAGCAAAAGAGCCUAUUGAUGAAGCUGAUGCUAUACCAUAUGCGAGAUAUCUGAGAGUAUACACAGCUAAGAUACCGCGGUUCUGUUUUCACUGCAACGGUCCGUUACAGGCCAGACUACCUCUGAGAGGGUUGUACCACAUCACCUGUAAGCGAUGCAAACUACCAUCGCCGUUACUAUGUGAAGGGCAGAUUGACUUGAAUAACAGAACUAUUGGGAUUUACGUGGUCACUCAGGUUCCCAUAACCGCUAGAGGCGUGUUAUCUUCUGGGAUGGUCCCCUUGGCAUCACAGUACACCCCUGACGUUACUCUAAAUUGGGAUUUUAUAAAAUCACUACUGGAGGCUAGCGCUAAUCUACUGUCAAGGGUUGUAUUGCCCAUAGAUGUUAAACACGCAGUUUCUAGGGACCUGUCAAACAUUUUGGCACAAUGGAUGCAAUGCGCCCCGGAAGUGUGCCAUCGAACUUUGCAGAUGGUUUCGAGGUUAAGUACCCUUGGUACAGGCUGUAUACAUUGGCUGAUGCACAAGAAUGAGGUAUAUCGUAAACUUGGUUCUAUGUGUCAAAUUGGUGUGAACGUGGAAUUUUUCAAUUCCCGUUUUAAUGAUAAUAUGGUCAUCAUGUCGGAUUCUUCGACUGAAGUGGGCCAACUACGGCUGCACUACUUCUGUGAUUGGUUGGUUAUGUCUCUAGCUUCUCCUAUACCAGUUACGUAUAAGGAGGAGGAUUGCACGGACUUUUGGAGAUGCUCACCGGUGUUAGCUGCCAAUUUGAGUACGACGACCUUAUCACAGAUAUUCACAUGUUUGUUACAAGCGGUUGUAGAUGCCGAUGUUGUUACACCAGUUGCCCCCGUACGUGCUAUUGACCCAACGGACCAGAUUCGCUUUGCAUCAGCAUGGCUGGGUUUGUCACAAUUGGCCAAUAUAUUGUCCAUACCGCUUGGAAAAUUGUUGGUAUCAGGUCUAUCUUUAGUUCCUGUACGUCUAUCGCUAUCCUUGCGCGCUAUGUUGACCCCUAUGCCGCCUUUGACCAACUUCAUGCUAGCUCUAGUGUUGCCAUCGUCUGUCCUAGAGAGAUUAGAGGAUUUGCAUGAGGGGACUAUAAAGAAUGUUCUGUGUACAGAUUCAAUGCUCCAGUUCAGUCUAGAGGAUUGUGAUUAUCGAUUAUUUCAGGUCAUGCAAACGUUCCAUCAGACAGGUAAUUUACCUGAUAAUAUCGACCAAUUGCAACAUCUGGACAAGUACCGUUUCUACGCAUUGGUACGGCUAUUAUGGUAUGCCACUAAUCCACAUGUGAUGCUCCGUAUGGAUGCUUUGCGUGGAGCUAAACCGCUACUAGAAGUACAGGCUGACUAUGUAUCAGCGCCCUUCCGAUCGUAUCUAGAGGCAAUUUCUAGGUACAAACGACAGAAUAGUCUACAGCAGAAUAACAAGAGCGGUGAAAGUGGAACUAAAUCUACUAGCAUCAAUUCUGCUGUACUAAGUAGUGGUAGACCCUCUGUUUCUGUUACCCAGCGUAGCGAGUUAGCAUUUGCUGGACAGCAAACUGGGACACAACAUAUGGACACUAUGCAAAACGAUUCCAGUUCAGCUCCUGAAUCUACACCUCAAUCUAGCGACCAGUGUUCCGGUAGUAGUGCCAUGAUCGAAUAUUUGCAGGAAAACUUUGUACGUGUCCUGGAGUAUUUCGUAGCUGUAUGGCUUAACCGUGGGAAGCAGACCCUGAACUUUGCAUUGAAGAACAAGCGUGUAUUUUACCCCGAAAUAUAUGGAUACAGUGAUAAACAGCCUAUCGCCGAUGCACAUAUCGCGCGGACAUACAACUGUAUAGCUAUCCUUAUAUGUAUCUAUCAUGGUGAUAUCGAUGUCUUUUGCGACAGGUUGAUCGAGGUGCUCACCAUUCGCCCUGUGGACGCGCAUAAUGCCCAAGUUCUGUUCCACUGUUGGGUAUUCUUAGCACGAAAAGUAUCCUGCGAAGUACUCGGAUUGUGCGCGCCCGGUAUAGCAUACUACGUGGCACGGAUAGAGAAGCUUGGUAUCGAUAUACAAACCACUGAUAGUCUGAUUGAUGAGAUUAAAGUUAGGUUAGAACCUACAGAUCAGGAUAAACGAUUUUCUUCAUAUAUAGAUUGUAUGGUAUCUUGCGUGAGGUCUCCGGAGGCAGUGGAUAACAUCGAGGUCAAGUUGGAAAUGCUAGCGUCGAUGCUACACAAUGGCGAGUCUCUCAAGAUACCUUAUAUUACUCGUGAAGCAGCGGCUAUAACGGCUAACCAGUUACUCGAGCUUAACCCUUUUGUAUCUAACAUGGAACAUGCUAGGGCAUCAGCGUUAAGACUUGCAGAAGCGGCACUUCGUACUAUAGCUGAACAUUCAGACGACUUCUCCAAGACCCCUAUUGCACUAGCCACAGCCUGUUGCUCAAUCUUAGGUUACGUACCAUGUGACCUUGGCGCAUUCCGUUCGCUACGUAAACAGCGUGCAAGUUAUGUACAAUGUUUGCACUCAGACCCAACUGAGCUUGCUAACAAUGUGCUGAGGGAUUACCUCAUACCUAACAUGCAUCUGCAAGUGGCUCUUUAUUGUAUCCAAGAGAUUCUAAAGCUAUUGGGUCUCUACAAAGGUGGAGUUCGUUCUAGAAAAGAACUUAACACAAUGUCUGAACGGUGGCAAAAUAGCUUCGACCCUGUUAUAAGACGUGCGAUAGAACCAUACCGUGCUACAAGUUUUCUACGUAACCGUUCUAUCGAGGAUAUAAUCGAGACAUGUCUGGACGUUAACACAGUUUUUGACAUUAAAUCGUUCGUUUGGUGGCUUCUGAAGAUGUUACCGGAUACCUGCCCCUCUCUACCACUAUUCAGAGCGUGUGACCUCGCGAUGGUCAAAAUACCAUCGGUACUGACAUUCCUUCUCCCUUAUAUUGUGGAAUCGUGUGUCAAUUUCCUCACCGACGAACAGUGCGCCAUCAUCGGGAAACGUGUCGCCUCUUUACUCUGUAAUAUCCUGAAACGUGAUAGUGCUACUUUCGGUAUCAAUUGGCAACCACCUUACGAGGUACUCUCCAAAUCGCGGCCUACUCUUGAUAGUACAGACCAAUAUACUUCAUGCCAAGCUAUAUUCAACCUUUUGGAUGGGAUCAAGGUACUCACUGACCGAUGUCGUCAUGAGCUGGCUGGUAUACAUAGCGGUUCUGAUUCUAGUUUCUCAAAGAGACGCAAAUUGUCUAUUCCAAGCGACAACCCUUUCAAAGAUGUUCCAAUCACCACACCAAUAGAACAGGAUUCUGCUGCUGGAAGCCCAGGCAGUACCGUGAAGCUUCUCCGAACUAAGAUGAGGAGGUUAGAUUCGAUUUUAUAUGCUGUUCCGGAACUAUUGGUUGCCCAUGCGGCAAUAUCCUGUGGUUCAUACGCUCGAGGGGUUAUGAUCAUUGAGAAAAAGAUCGCUUUGGAACCUAUGACUUACAAUUUCGGAGACCCGACACGGGCUCUUAGUAACCGAUCAUUACGUCGCAAGGUAAUCGACAAGGGUGGGUUGGACCCACAAGCGAUCAUCUCCUUGCUAUGUCGUGGCUACCUUGGUCUGGGUGACUUCGACUCCCUAGUUUGCAUAUCAAGUAUAGUACUGAACGACGACUCCCAUAGGUCUAAAAAACAAAAUACAGACAUGCCAGUGGAUGCUACUACGCAGGAUAUCGAAGAACACUAUGUUGCCAAGGCAUCUGGUUCUACACCCAACACAUCUAUUCAGCUACCGCCACGUACCUCGUUUAUUGACAAGCGUCAAAGGGAAGCGUGUCGUGCGUUUUCAUACGAGUGCCGUGGUAAGUACCGCGAAGCUUGUGAUGUCUACAAUCGCCUGCUAAAAACAUCACAAGAUGCUAGGCUAUGGACAAGCUGGUAUAGGAUCAUACAGAUGACCGGGCCCACUGUAUUUAUACACCUGCCUCAGCCACCUGAUAUGGAAGAUGCUACAGAGUCGCUGAUAGCUGAAUCUCUUACGGCAUGUUGGAAACUUGCUCUAUGGGACGAACUGGAUGUGCUCUUAGCCAAAAAACGAACCCGAGACACAGCUUUACUGGAGAUACAGUUAGAUGACCUGUCAUCUAAAAAUGUGCUCUUGGUAGAACGUAAUGAUGCUAGAGCUGAUGUUGCGUGUUCCCAGGUUACCCAGUGCACGGCUGACAGUGGCGAAUCUGAUGUAUUCUGGGAAUCACUAUUAAUGCGUGAUCCAAUCGAUGUCUGGUUUAUGGAGCAGACGGCAAAUGCUAUAAGUCAUUUGCAAAAACGGGAUUAUGCGGCUAGUGAUCGAACGGUUCAGGAGGGAUUUAAACACCUAAUACGUCCACUAGGUCUGGCUAUACGUGAGUCGACAUUGGUUGCUGUGAAGUAUCUUGAAAAAAUCGUUAUAUUCAAUUCUCUGAGACUCACAAGUAGGUUUAACAAUGGCCAUUACAAUAUUGAUGAGCGUGGAUUUGCACGAGAACUUACAUCGCUAGUCCAAUCAUCCACAGGUGAGAGUAUGCGCAGUUCACUGAACAUUCUUGGUACGGCUAAGGUGGCACUGGAGCUUGGGUCUAAGUUUGAUGCGGCGUCUGAGCUUAUGUUAACGCUUAAUCGCAUGUGCCGUAUCCACAAAGUAGAUGUACACAUCCCCGGUAGCAUCUCUUUAGAUGACGAGGCGUUCUCCGAUCGCAGCGAUGUAGUCCUUGAGCACGCGUUGACAUUGCAAUAUAAAGGCCAGGUGGAUGAUGCGAUAGCCGCUUUGAAAGAACUUGGUCGACAUGAUUUUGAGGGAUUCUACAAUCUUGUCAAGAUGUAUACAGAUUCGAAUAUGUUGAUCCCCAAACGUGCUAUUUCAUAUAUGAGCGAAAUAUUGAAAGCAGCUCCACAAUCGUUCAAGGCUAACUUGCUCUAUGCAGAGUAUCUAGACCGGCUACUCGACCAUCGGCUGCGUAACGCUCGUAAUUUCCGUGUGGUACUCAAUGACAAGACAAUAUGUGCGCGCAGGAGCGUACUCAGCUCACCUAUAGAGCGCACGUAUAUGAUAACAGGUAUAGAAGGUGUCCCGGGGAUAUAUACUUUCGUGGAACUGGUAUCAGCAACUGUAAAUGCUUAUCUCAGGGCACUUGCCUUUAUCACACCUAGCCGGCAUUGUGGUCCCUUUAGGAAACCUGAGGAUAUCAAGCCUACAGUUACCCCUGUUGAUACAGAUAAAGAUACCUCGGCUAACGAAUAUUCUGACGCCCAAAGGACACAAGACGAUGGAACUGUAGGACCAUUUGUAGGGGAAAACUCACCUCACCCAGGUCGUGCUGCUACAAAAUCAUUCAAAGAUUCUGGUGGUAAUAUGGAUAUUGUUGAUAUCCUUACAAAGGUUAUAGCCAUAAUCUGUUUCUACUGCACACCGAACACCAGCCAGUUCCUGAGCAACGUAACUUUUGAAAACGAGGCAUGUCAGAUAUUCGCGAAUGCAAUCAUGGACAAGUUCUUCGAGCACAACGAUGCCAUACCGCAGUAUUAUUGGUAUACAGUCAUAUCUCAGCUCAUGAGUAGAUGUCAGCACAAAUUACUGGGUGCAUCGCUGUUCCAGACACUGGUUGCACGGCUAGUAGCAAGGUACCCUAAACAGGCUCUCUGGUCAACGCUUUAUUUCGCCCAUUCUGUGAACUCCCAUAUGCGCCAGGUACAUAUCAACAUUGAGCGUAAAGCACGUGAGAUAGCGCCAUCCUCGGCUUUGAUUGUGGAAUAUCACCAUACAAUUUUCAAGGAGUUGACACAAGUGGCUAUGGACACCUCGGUAUCCACUAGUGACAAAUCUGUAUUACGGUUCCAAGGUUUGUGUAACGUGUUGAAUAGCACAGGAUGUAAGGAUAACGUUAUUAUCCCUACUAUCCGUAACCUCAGUUUCGAACAGAUCAUCCAUUACGACCUGACGGUUGAAAAAUCCAAGUUAUGUGGAAUCGAUGAGAACAUGCAAGUGCUACGCUCGAAACAGAAACCUAAGAGGAUCGGGUUCCUAACUGUCACUGGUGAGAUUGUCAAUUUCUUGGUUAAGAACGAAGUAAAGGGCGAUUUGCGUAAGGACAAGCGUAUGAUGGAAGUGACCCAAUACGUGGCUAAGAUGUUGAACAAACAGUAUAAGGGCAUGGAAAUCCAGUGUUACAGUGUAGUAUCACUUACCGAAGUCGCCGGCAUUAUCGAAUGGGUGCCUAACAUGGCCACUAUGCGUGCGGUGGUUACUGACGAACUUCGGCUUUUGGUUAAAGGUCAAGAUCGUGAAUCUAGAAAGGCCAUUACGGAAUAUGCGACAAGUGUAUCAGAAAAGAGAUAUGUGGAUUCACUCAAGCUUUUCCGUCAAUUAUGUGAACGACGUCCAGCGGUACUUCACCGAGUAUAUUACAAGUUUUUCAAGCGGGAUCCAACUACUUGGUUCUGCGCUCGUAAAGAGUACAUCCAUACAUGUGCUGUGUGGAGCAUUUUGGGUUACAUCGUUGGUCUGGGUGACCGUCACGCCGAAAAUGUUUUGCUAAACCUCAUCACUGGCCAGAUGAUGCAUGUCGACUUCGAUUGUCUAUUCGGUAAGGGAUGUCAGUUAUCUGUACCCGAGCUUGUGCCGUUUCGCAUGACCCAGAACGUUGUGUGCAACCUUGGUGUUUGUGGUACUGCGACUGACGGCCCAUUUUACUCGGAGGCGCUCAAGUUCCUACAAAUGCUGCAUAAGGAUCGACAUAAGAUAACAUCGAUUCUCAUGAGUUUUGUAUUCGACCCUCUUAUCGAAUGGCAUCGUGGAGAAUCUACAGCUAAUGGCGAAGGUGAUUCGCAUAAAGUGUUACAAUGUAUCGAGAGCAAGCUAAGGGGUGCAUUAAACAUAUUCAUCCCAUCAGUUGAGAUUAAUUCAAGUCAUUCUGCGUUUAACGAGUAUGACGAUGCUAGCGAUGUUCAAGCUAUGCAGAGCUUCGAGAGUGUUACCGAGAUAAUGGAGCCUCGUGAACAAUUACAGAAGCUUAUACAGGUUGCGACGUCACACGCACAUCUGUCUAAAAUGUUCGUAGGCUGGGCACCGUGGCUAUAG